This is a messenger RNA of Fomitopsis serialis, 774 nucleotides long. RefSeq lists its product as uncharacterized. The coding region runs from base 1 to 774 and encodes 257 amino acids. The record is from RefSeq and is a predicted model, not a curated record. Lineage: Eukaryota; Fungi; Basidiomycota; Agaricomycetes; Polyporales; Fomitopsidaceae. The transcript has 2 exons.
AUGAAGCGCAAAGAUGCCAGCGCGCGGUUCCACCGCCGUCUCAUCCCAUCUGCGGAAGCUAUCAGGAGAUGGUCGAAAUCCUCUGGUCCGGCAUGCGAGGCUUCCCAGUUCAUGCCGGAUCUGAACGGUACUGCAGGCUCCGACUGGAACAAGUCUGUGGCCAAGGUCUUCGCUGAGAGUUUUGUUCAGUACGGGCAGUUUAACUGCAAAAAACGCACUAAAAUUGCAGCGGCCUUUCGAUCUCAUCUGCGCGGUCUCAUCAACAAGUACAAGGAAUCGCUUUCGGAGCCCUCUCCUCAGGAUCUGCUUGCCGAGAAGGAGCGUCAUAAUCGUUACCAACGGAAGCUUGGUCUAUACGAACGGCGUUUGCAGACUUGUGGCUGGUACGAUCAGCUACGGCGGCAUGCGACGAUGCUCCGCAAGCUGGGCCCAGGUGGGAUGAGCUCUGACGAACCCGACGGUGACUCGGCGGACCAGUAUGUGAUUAUACAACAGCCGUGGAGGUCACACUCAGUCGCUCGAUGGUUGCGCGUCAUGGACCAAAUGUACGCGCGGCUCAAGAACCCCCCUGGUCAGCCGCCUUCGCGAGGCGCGCCUGUGCGCAGACGUGUUACCAGUGAUCGCAACGACGGCAAAUCGCCGGCAGUACGAGGCCUUCCAAUCAAUAUUUACGAGGCGGAGUGGUAUGCCAAGCUGUCUGAGUUCGAGAAGCAGGAAAUUGGUGCGACUACGGAGGCAUAUGACCUCAGCCACGACAAUGUGUUGUUACAGUGA